AUGGGACGUCCUGAAGCAGAUUCUUCCCCAUAUGAAACUGAUCAACCUCAAGAAUACCAAUAUGAACAUACAUUACAAGGCACACAAACUCAAGAUGAUUUCUCCUCACCUACCUAUGAAACUAACUAUCAUGAUUCAACCCAACAAGACCAAUACCAAUCCCAGUACGUGGACACAUCCGCAAAUAACCCACAACAACAGCAGCAACCGCAGCAACAACCACCACCACCACCUCAGCAGCAGCAGUACCCCCCACCACAAGCUAACCAGGGUUAUGGGGGCCAACCAGCCCAUCCUUCACAGUUCCCACAAGCCAAUCCGAUGUACUCUAAUGGACCUGCACCAUAUCCACCGCAAGGUCCACAAACAAAUCCAACUCAGCCGGCGCCAUACCCACCACAGGGACAACAAACAUUUCAAACUCAGCCCGUCCAGUUUCCACCUCCGAGCCCGAUGAAGGCAGCAGCAUACCCACCGCAAGGUCCACAAAUAUUUCCAAAUCAGCCUGCUCAGUUCCCACCACAAAGCCAACAAAGUAACCCAACGUAUCAAAAUGGGUCAAAUCAGCCUGCAAAUUUCCCACAACAAAUGCCCCAGGCCUUUCCUCCAAAUGCUACACCACAAGGCUUUCAAAAUCCUUACCAGGCUGCUCAGUCUGAGCCUCAGGUAGUACAAUUCCCUCCCAAAAGUCCUGUUAAUGGAAUUCCAAUGCAAAUGAAUCAACAACAGGGGACUUGGACAACUGGGAUAUUUGACUGCAUGGAGGAUCCAACAAAUGCUCUCCAAACAGCUUUGUUUCCUUGCGUGACAUACGGUCAGAUCGCAGAAAUUGUUGACAAUGGCCAGACAACAUGUGCAACAAAUGGAAUGAUCUAUGGUAUGGUGGGGUUCUGCAUUGGCAUGCCGUGCCUAGUAUCUUGCGGUAACCGCUCCAAGCUUAGAGCCAAGUAUGGACUCAUGGAGGACCCAGCACCAGACAGCCUCACUCACUGCCUUUUUGAAUGUUGUGCUCUUUGUCAAGAAUAUAGAGAGCUUAAUAACAGAGGCCUGGAUCCUUCCAUUGGAUGGCAGGGAAAUGUAGCAAGGCAGAGUAUGCAGCAGGCUCAGGUUGGUAUGGUGCCUCCGAUGAACCAAAAAAUGAUGCCCUGA
This is a messenger RNA of Dovyalis caffra, 1149 nucleotides long. NCBI's taxonomy places the organism in Eukaryota, Viridiplantae, Streptophyta, Magnoliopsida, Malpighiales, Salicaceae. The record is from the annotation of a GenBank genome assembly.